AUGCUGUGUGGGGGAAUGUUGCUGGUGGGGGCAAGCGCCGGUGCGACCCUGAACAAUCAAAUAGCUGGCUUGCACACGGGCACAGGGGAUGCCUCCCUUUGGUAUCCCCCUAUUUAUUUAUUACCAGUAAAGAAUUUAUGCAAGAACUGUUCAUCAUCGGGGAUAUUUCAGAAUAACAGCAGUCAAGAAUUGUGGCCCUUGUAUACUUUCAGUUCUAUCACCAAUAGAUUAACCACAAUUCAUGAAGGUUCGAGUGUUGAAGACUGGCACUAUAUUAAUUCAGAGUUGAACCCUGCAGACUUAGCAUCACGAGGAAUGUACGUAAAUUGUGAUGAAGAGAAAAUUAGUAGAUGGUUCCAAGGUCCAGAAUUUCUGAGCAAACCUACGUCAGAGUGGCCAGAAUCAAGGAACUUGAAGUGUAAAACUAAACCGGACGAAAUGGCAUCGAAGGCAGUCCAUGCAACGGUGAUUAAUGAAGAUUCAUUAAAGUGUAGCUUAACCAAUAGGUACUCCACUUGGACUAAACUAAAAAGAGUUGUCGGAUGGGUAAUUCUGACAUGCAAGAAAUUCAAACAAAAGAAGAAUGGAGAAAUUAAUAAGGAUAUCCCCUUGUCAAAGGAAAUUCUGAAUGAAGCUGAAAAACUAAUUGUACAAUCAGAACAACAAAAUUACUUCACAGAAGAAGUUAAAUCUAUGAAAGAUACUAAAACAUUAAAUGUAGGAAAGGGAAGUCCAUUGUACAAACUAGAUCCUAUAAUAACUGAAGGUGUUUUAAGAGUAGGAGGCAGACUUAAGAACUCAGUCAUACCGUUUGAGAGGAAACACCAGAUAAUUUUGCCAAAGCAAUUUAAUGUCUCUAAACUGAUUUAUAGAACCAAGCUAUGUGAACAGAAAAUGGCUGAUUUACCCAAGGAAAGAGUUACUUCAGAAGAACCACCGUUCACUAAGGUUGGAAUAGACUACUUUGGUCCUUUUGAAGUUAAAAGAUGUAGGACCACAGUAAAACAUUAUGGUGUAAUCUUUGCAUGGUAUAUCCCAUGA
Penaeus indicus is the source of this 1041-nucleotide messenger RNA. RefSeq lists its product as uncharacterized. The coding region runs from base 1 to 1041 and encodes 346 amino acids. The record is from RefSeq and is a predicted model, not a curated record. Lineage: Eukaryota; Metazoa; Arthropoda; Malacostraca; Decapoda; Penaeidae. The transcript has 5 exons.